Molecule: messenger RNA, 448 nt
Organism: Culex quinquefasciatus (southern house mosquito)
Lineage: Eukaryota; Metazoa; Arthropoda; Insecta; Diptera; Culicidae
Product: U6 snRNA-associated Sm-like protein LSm8
Exons: 2
Coding region: 112-399 (95 amino acids)
Biological process (GO): mRNA splicing, via spliceosome
Cellular component (GO): U4/U6 x U5 tri-snRNP complex; precatalytic spliceosome; U6 snRNP
Molecular function (GO): RNA binding
Source: RefSeq, a predicted model, not a curated record
GUCAAGAAUCAUAAACAAAACGCGCAAACGUUUUCCAAAGCGAAUUAUUUUUUGAUAAAAGUUCUUCAAGUUAAUUAUUUACCGCAACCAUCCCAAAGAGCUACCACGACCAUGUCCGGGCUGGAAUCGUACGUGAACAACACGGUAUCGAUCAUCACCGCCGACGGGCGCAAUUUCGUCGGAACGUUGAAGGGAUUCGACCAAACCGUAAACAUCAUCCUGGACGAAUCGCACGAGCGGGUCUACUCGAUGACGGCCGGCAUCGAGCAGGUCGUGCUGGGGCUGCACAUCAUCCGGGGGGACAAUGUGGCCAUCAUCGGGCAGCUGGACGAGAGCGUGGACAGCAAGCUGGACUUUUCCAGCAUCCGGGGCAUGCCGCUGGAGCCGGUCGUGCACUAAUUUAACAUGGAUUAUUAUUUAAAAAUGAGAGGAUUCUUUUUUGUGUGUA